UAAUUUUGAUAAACCCUCCAUCACCAAUUCCUCGACAGUAACACGGCAACAUAAUGGAGCAACAACAAAACCUAACAGACGAAAACUUCCCACUCUUCAAACCAUCCUGCAAACCCUCCAUAAACCCUUCACCCCUCACUUCCAAUGCCACAGAACGUAACUCCCAUCCCCAAAUCCCUCAAAACGCAGUCGUUUCCAAUGAAAACCCUAACUCUACCGCCGAAAACACCAAUGACACCUCCGCCGCCACGUUUUCCGAUCUUGGACUAUCAGAAUGGGUUGUCAAGACGUGCAAGGAGCUCGGCAUGAAGAAGCCACGGCGCGUGCAACAGCACUGUAUCCCAAAGGUUCUAGAAGGCCGCCACGUGAUCGGUAUCGACGAGACUGGAAGCGGUAAAACGGCGGCGUUUGCGCUUCCUAUUCUUCAGCGUCUCGCUGAGCAUCCGUUCGGUGUGUUCGCUCUCGUGGUGACGCCCACGCGCGAGCUUGCGUUUCAGCUGGCUGAGCAGUUCCGCGCCCUUGGAUCCUCGCUCCGCCUCCGCAUUGCGGUUAUUGUUGGAGGUAUGGAUAUGCUUAAACAGACUCAAGAGUUGGUCGCCAGACCUCACCUUGUUAUCGCUACUCCCGGGAGGAUUAAGGUCUUGCUUAAAGAUAGUCCUGAAAUUCCUCCUGUUUUUGCUAGGACUAAGUAUCUUGUCUUGGAUGAAGCGGAUCGAGUCCUGGAUGUUGGUUUUCAGGAGGAGUUGAAAUUUAUCUUUCAGUGCUUACCUGAAAACCGGCAAAACUUGUUCUUUUCUGCAACCACGACGAGUAAUCUUCAAAAGUUGUGUGACCGUUACCAAGAUAAGCUGUAUGCCUUUGAGGCUUAUGAAGGGUUUAAGACAGUUGAAAAGCUUACACAACAAGGUGUAAUAAUUCCUAAAAAGGUGAAGGAUGUAUAUUUGAUGUAUGUGUUGUCUAAAAUGGAAGAAAAUAGCAUUCGGUCUGCUAUUGUCUUUGUCUCCACAUGCAGAGAUUGUCAUCGUUUAAGUUUAAUGCUGGAAGUGCUUGAUCAAGAAGCUGCAGCGCUAUAUUCAUUCAGGUCACAGGCUCAGAGGCUUGAAGCACUUCAGGAAUUUAAAUCAGGAAAGGUUUCAAUAUUACUAGCAACUGAUGUUGCCGGUCGCGGUUUGGAUAUUCCUACAGUUGACCUUGUUAUCAAUUAUGAUGUUCCAAGGUUUCCACGAGAUUAUAUACAUCGUGUUGGUCGUACUGCAAGAGCAGGUAGAGGAGGACAAGCUUUGAGCCUCAUCACCCAGAAUGAUGUUGCUCUCAUUCAUGAAAUAGAGGCCCUUAUUGCAAGGCAACUUGAAAUAAUUGUAUACAAUGAAAAAGAGGUGCUAUCUUUGAUGAAAAAGGUUUUCAGUGCUAAGAAUGUUGCAGAAAUGAAGAUGAUGGAUGAUGGCUUUGAAGAGAAAGCAAAAGAGCGGAAAAAACAGAAACUGAAAAUGCUAGAAGAGAAAGGAUUAUUAAAGGAUAGAAGUAAAAAGAGAAAAAGAAAUAAAGAAUUUGCCAAGAAAGGUAAAAAGCAGGGAAAAAAGGAGGUGGAGGCAUUAGGAGAUGUAGCAUCACUAAAGAGAAGGAGUAAGACUAAGAAGAGCGAAUAAAUGAGUAUAUCUAGGAAUUAAUACUUAACAGACAAAAAUCAAAGGCAUAAGAAAAGGUGAAGUGGACAGGGAGGAGAUAAAUCAUAGUAGUUGCACACAUUGUGUCCACAUCUUCUGAGGGUGGCAAAUGUUGAGUUGGAGUAGUCCUGAGACUAACCCCCAAAUAACUUAAGCAAAUGAUGCGCGAUUUUGGCUAUCAAGAUAUUAACAUUAUGACUCAGGAGUUGUAUACAUCGUAAUAGUCAAAUGAAGACUGUGGAUUUUGGCUUGGUAAAUUAUUAGCAUUGUUUUCCCCUUGGAAUCUUGAUAAUGUUUAAUUUUUUGUAGUUUGAUUGUAUUAUAUUAUUGCUUGUAUUUUAUUGGGGAUCAUUUGAUAUUUGAGGGAAAAGUAAGGACCCAUUAAAAAGACUUAAACUGAGGUAGCAGAUUCCAAACACCUCAAAGAACUUGGGAGCAUUUAUACAGGGAACCAUCCAGUUUUGCAGUCUAUUCUCUAUUGUAUCAAAUGUUGAUUUAUUUUUGGAAAAUUAAGAAGUGGACAGUCAAGUAGACUGAUAGACAAAGAAGUUUAUGGUGUACUGUGUAUUGCAAAUCUUUCACUAAUUUGGGUGGGAAAGUUCUUACGUA
Molecule: messenger RNA, 2273 nt
Organism: Cicer arietinum (chickpea)
Lineage: Eukaryota; Viridiplantae; Streptophyta; Magnoliopsida; Fabales; Fabaceae
Product: DEAD-box ATP-dependent RNA helicase 36
Cellular component (GO): cytosol
Molecular function (GO): ATP binding; nucleic acid binding; RNA helicase activity
Source: RefSeq, a predicted model, not a curated record